Rhizoctonia solani is the source of this 1785-nucleotide messenger RNA. RefSeq names its product F-box-like domain-containing protein. The record is from RefSeq and is a predicted model, not a curated record. The coding region runs from base 1 to 1785 and encodes 594 amino acids. Lineage: Eukaryota; Fungi; Basidiomycota; Agaricomycetes; Cantharellales; Ceratobasidiaceae. The transcript is spliced from 7 exons.
AUGGGCCUGUUGUCUCUUAACCUCGUGUCCCGCGCACUCGCUUUUCCUAACUCCUACCUUGGCCUGACCAUACUUCCGGGAAACUCCGCAUCGAGUCGCCUGGUACCGGCCAUCUAUCAGCUGAACGAUGCUCGGAACACAGCUCCUGUUGCCUCUCGGACACUCGAACAGAUCACGUGGCAAUCUCACCAUCUCAACCACCUACACUGCUUUGGGCCAGCAGCUUGUAAUCGCAUGAUGCUCACCUUCAGUUACACACGAUCGACACUUCCUACAAGCGAGGAAGCACAUCUUUUCACAGCGGGAACCCGCCAGGAUUUGUUUUAUCAGCAAAGUGCCCUGAUACAUAGCUCCACUGUGGAAUCUACAAGCUCAAAGUCUGGCCGUUUCAAGCGUCGAAACAUUUCGGUGACGCUAACCCUACCUGGUCGUAGUAUUGAAAUGGCGGAAUCGUCAGCCUCGAAUCGGUUACCAGACGAAAUUAUGAGCCAGAUUAUAAUCUAUGCUCUCGAUCAGGCCUUUUGUAACAUCGACAUGGCUAGGUCGACCUUGACUUUGAGCAAGCCACUGUUUGCUCGGAUUGAGGGAAUAUCUCGGUCAUCUCGGAGACUACGUGCAAUUACACUGUCUGAAUGGUUUCGUUUAUUCUUGGUCAAGCAUAUCGAUGACUGGACAUGGGCAAGUCGUUUGAAGGGCUUGCAUUCUUGGGUACGCCACAUCGUAUGCCCGCCUCAUGCACUUGAGUAUCCUGUUUCGCCGAAUGUCCUAAAAAACUUCCCCAAUCUUCGAUCAGCACGAUUGUCCCUCUCGUGUGACUAUCAGUUCAACUCUCUUCAAUCGUUGGCAGACAUGUAUCCCAGUGCCCCAGCCCAACUCGAGCUCGUACCUGGAUUUACAUAUCGGGAACCCGUAACCGCGUUCCCGCCUACUAUGACCUCUAUUUCCAUUCGCUCGACUCAUGGGAGCGAAACCCCGCUCUUGAGAGCUCUUGGUCUUCAUUGCCCCGAUCUUCGCGCUCUCCGGCUGAACAAAUGCACAAUGUUCGAGUGUUGCAUGGGCUCUGAUUCUAGUUCUAAUUCUGGGACGCAAGAUCCAGGUAGCUCUGAAUCUGAAUCUGAGGAUGAGUACUAUGGCCAAAUUGCGGAUGGAUCUGAAUGCCCAUUCUGGGGGGCUUUUCCGUUUGACCAUAAUAUUUACUUCGGAGACGAAGGUGUAGAAGCAUACGCGGAAGAGUUGGCCACAGAGCUUCAGCCUCUCAAAAAUCUCGAAGAAAUAUCCUUGGGCGUCUACCUUACCCCUUAUGCCUCUCUCGCGGAACAUCGGCUUUCACAUUAUCCUUGGCGUCACCUUGAGACUAGCCAGGUCGCUGUGAACACGGCUGCGCCCGUGAAUUCGCCGAACUUACCCCUUGGUGAUGUUCAUACCACAGCCCCGGCCACUACUCCAGCCACUACUCCCCUGUUCCCAUUUUCAACAUCUCAGCUGGAACCCCCAUCAUAUGUCAACCCUGCACUUUGGUCUUAUGAUUGCGGAGCCUGUCGCAAGGCCUACGCAGAAUCGACAGCCAACGCGGAACGCAUGGCUGGCUUGAUACUCGCGAAUAUGCUACCCAAACUGAAACAGAUAGAGUGGGCAUCUUUCUUUGAGACUCAUCACUCAGUGCACUCUGAAUGCGUCUCGGGAAACGAAGGUAGUGCUGGCUACAGGCGAGGCACCGGGUCUCACAAGUGGCGUGUCGUGCGGGAUGAAGCAGGAACUCUACUAGACCUCGUACAUGCGCAAUAA